This is a messenger RNA of Chlorella variabilis, 2085 nucleotides long. RefSeq lists its product as hypothetical. The transcript is spliced from 14 exons. The annotation marks the transcript as partial. Gene Ontology annotation, biological process: signal transduction. Lineage: Eukaryota; Viridiplantae; Chlorophyta; Trebouxiophyceae; Chlorellales; Chlorellaceae. The record is from RefSeq and is a predicted model, not a curated record.
GCCCUCGUGGCCGCCGUGGAUCACGACCUGCAGCUGAUUGGGGAGCGGGCCCUCGUGGCCGCCGUGGAUCACGACCUGCAGCUGAUUGGGGAGCGGGUGCGGCGCCUGACGGGCGCCCAGGGCGCCGCACGCCUCGCCGCCGCGCUGGCCGCCGCCCGCGCCGCCGCCGCCGCCGCCGCGCUGCGGCAGCGCGGCGCCGCGGCGGCUGCGGCGGCCGCGGCGGCUGCCGCGGCUGCAGGCCAGGCGAGCCAGGCGGGCGCGGAGGGAGGCGGCCAGGGAGAGAUGGGUCCGGGAGAGGGUGAGGGACAGGGCGGGACGCCGCGGGCCUCGCCGACAAUGCUGGCCAGGUCCCCCAGCCAGUCGCCCGUCAAAAAGCUGCCCCGCAGCUCCGGGCGGUACAGCGGUACCGAGAGCGGCGCGGGCGGCGGCGGCGCCGCCGCCGGCCCCGACCCCGCCGCCGGGCUGUCCAGGUGGGCAGCCCCGCCGCUGCGACAUGCGACACGGCGCAUGCUGCACGGCAUUCCUGCGGCGCCUGGCUGCCUGGCUGCGGUGGACAUGGACGCUGAGCUGGCGACACGUGGCGCCAACCUGGCGCUCGCCUGGCACCUGCUCUACAACCCCGCCUGGCAGCUUCCCUCCGAAGAUCUGGAGGCAGCCUGGCGGGACGCACUGGGCGAGACCGACCCCCUGACCGAGCAAGCGCCCGGCGCCUCCCCUUCCUCCGCCUCCCGCGGAGCUGCUGCCUCUGCCUCUGCCUCCGCCUCUGCCUCCCCAGGAGGCUCUCAGGCGGAGCGCGAGGCGGCGGCCGCGGGCGACGCCGGCGGCGCCGAGGCGCUGCGGGCGGCCGUCGGGCGCCGCGUGCGGCGGCUGGCGGAGCGCGCCUUUUGGGACGGAGUACAGGAGAAGCUGGCCGGCGGCGGCGGCGCCGCGGCGGCGGCGGAGCAGGCUGCCGGUCUGCUGGCGGAGCUGGGGGCUCAGCUGGGCGAGGUGCUUCCCGGCAGCUGCCCGGAAGCCGAGGAGGUGGCGGCGCGACUCGACCCGCACCUGCUGCUGCAGGAGCUGCUGGGCGGCGGGGCCGGCGGCGCCGGCAGGGCAGAUGGUACCGGCAGUACUGGCAGUACCACCGGUACCGCUUCUAUGAACGUCCCCGCCCUGCUGGGCCUGCUGGACUGGUCUGCAAGCCUGGUGGCCCGCAUGGGGGCGCCUGCGCGCGACGCGGCCGCCGCCGCCGCCCGGGCGGCCGUGCAGGCGCAGCUGGCGGACGACGGUACGGGCGGUACCGCGGCGGCCGCCACCCGCGCGCUACGCCUGCUCAGCGUGCAGCUCAAGCUGCUGCGCCUGGACGCUGUUGCAGAGGAGGCUCGGCAGGCGCAGGCGCUGCCGGCGCUCCGCGCCGGCCUGCGCUCCGCCCCCGGCGGCGACGCCUCGCCUGGCGGUGCCGUAGGGCGGCAGCUGCUCACGGCGCCGGUGGCGGCGGCCAGCUGGCGGGGGCUGGUGCGCCUGGGGCUGGUGCAGCUGGUGUCAGGCGAGGGCGCGGUGGCCCGCCUGCCCCUGCCAGAGACGCUUCGCCUCGACACGCCCCGCCUGCACGCGGCGCAGGCCGAGUUCCAGCGACUGCUGGUCCUGGCCGCCUGCCUGAUGCUGGUGCGGCAGGGGGCCGCCGCCGCGGGGAAGGCCUUUGGCGUAUCCCAGGCGGCGGCGGCCAAGCGGCGGCUGGGCGCGCUGCUGGCCGACCCCGCCAUGCGCCUGCCAGACCUGGCGGCUGAGGUGGCGCGCCUCGCAGGCGGGGAGGCGGGCGCGGCGCGGGAGCGGGCUGCCCAGGAGUCGAUAUCCCGCCUGCUGAGCCGCGGUGGCGGGGCGAUGAAGGCCCUGACCGCUGGGCUGUCCUCUGCGCUGCUGGCCCCGCUGCUGCUGGGCCCCGGCGGCGCCGCCGACCGACACUCGGCGUUGUCCCUCAGGCGGUGCGGCGCCGCUGACGUGGCGGGCGAGGCUGCUGAGCUGGCGCGCCAGCUGGCGGCGGUGGCUGCCGUGACCGAGGCCGUGUGCGGCGCCUGGUACGCCGCGCUUUCCGCAGACCUGCUGUGA